AUGUUCUUCAUAUCAAUAAUAUUAGGAUUUAUAAUCGUUUAUCUAUUACAUCUGAAUAAUAACAGAGUAAAGAAUGGACCACCGACACCGCCACAUCUGCCACUUAUUGGCAAUCUUCAUAUGAUUGAUAAAGGCAAGCCUUAUGAGAGUCUUCACAAGCUAUAUCUACAAUAUGGCAAGAUCUAUUCAAUCUACAUGGGCUCCAUCUACACAGUAGUACUCAACGAUUCCAAACUCAUCCAUGAAGCAUUCACAACACAAUCCGAGGUGUUCAAGGAUCGCUACCUCGGUCCAUCAUUACUAAUAGUUGGAGAUGAGAAAGACCUCAGCUUCUCCAAUGGCGAGCUGUGGAAGAAGUUGAGAACAUUGUUUGGAAUGACGUUGACCAGGACCAAGUUGAUGAAGUUUGAGACCAUCAUUCUGGAUCAAGUGUCCAAACUUAUUGCCGCGAUCAAACGUGAUAUUGCCAAAGGACAACCUAUACAACUUAAGAAGUAUACACAUACAUAUACAUUGAAUUGUAUGUUCCAGUUUACCUUCUCAGCCGAGAUCACAUAUGAUUCGGAACAAAGGAAUGAUGAAGAGAAGGAGAUAAUGUACCUUGCCGAAGAAUUAACAAAACUGAUGGUACAAGGUAAUCCAAGCGACUUUAUUCAUAUCCUAAAGCCAUUCUUUAAUCAUCAUGAGAUUGAGAAGGUUGUAUCUGGUAUCUUGUCGUUCAGCCGAAGACGAAUCGUUGAGCACCAGAAGACACUUGAUCGAAACAAUCCAAGGGAUUUCGUUGAUCUCUUCCUAAUUGAGAUGGAGAAUGACCCUGAACAUACCUACACCAUUGAGCACAUCGAAAGGAAUUGUCUGGAUCUAAUGGUCGCUGGAACUGAUACAGCAGCUACAACAGUUGAAUGGGCAGUAUUAAUGAUGAUCAACAGACCAGAGAUACAAGAGUUGUUGUACCAAGAGAUUGUGGAAAAGUCACCAUCAAACAAGCCAGUGUCAUGGUCCAACAAGACACAACUUCCAUUAUUCUACAGUGCAAUCAAAGAAGGCUUUAGACUAAAGCCUACCUCUCCACUACUCCUGCCUCAUCAAACAGUUGAGGACACAACACUUGCAGGCUACUUCAUUCCAAAAGGAACACAAGUCAUUGCAAAUGUAUACACAUCAUGUAUAUCUGAACAACAGUGGAAGGAUCCAUUGACAUUCAAUCCAUCAAGGUUCAUUGGCGACGACAAGUCACCGGCAUCAUUCGGCGAUGGUCCAAGGAAGUGCGUUGGAAUGCAAAUGGGUGAGAUGAUGGUAUAUGACGCAUUAGGUAAUCUCUAUCGAGAACUACAAUUCGAACGAACGACCAAAGCAUUAGUCGACGAGUCUCCACAUCCUGGACUACUCUACGAGGCGCCAAACUACGACCUCCUCGCGCGGCCCAGGACCAAGCCUCCUCCUCAUCAAUGA
Messenger RNA from Acytostelium subglobosum LB1, 1452 nucleotides. RefSeq lists its product as hypothetical. Lineage: Eukaryota; Evosea; Eumycetozoa; Acytosteliales; Acytosteliaceae. The transcript has 8 exons. Bases 1 to 1452 code for a protein of 483 amino acids. The record is from RefSeq and is a predicted model, not a curated record. Gene Ontology annotation, molecular function: oxidoreductase activity, acting on paired donors, with incorporation or reduction of molecular oxygen; iron ion binding; monooxygenase activity.